This is a messenger RNA of Nematostella vectensis (starlet sea anemone), 3753 nucleotides long. RefSeq lists its product as uncharacterized. The transcript is spliced from 8 exons. The record is from RefSeq and is a predicted model, not a curated record. NCBI's taxonomy places the organism in Eukaryota, Metazoa, Cnidaria, Anthozoa, Actiniaria, Edwardsiidae. Bases 1875 to 3203 code for a protein of 442 amino acids.
AUUCAUUUUGUAUUUUUUUACUCAACGCUUUUAAUUCUCCAGAAAUACAAAACCUUCCAUAAAGGCAUUUUCUGAGUUUUGGCAAACAAUGUUUUCUUCCACUUUAAAUCCUCCACAAAAAAUAUAUUGACUAAAAAACUUCCCUUAAAUGUGGAUGUCAUCCUGGUUAUGAUGAAAAUUCCUUAGUAAUUUGUCUUUUUUCUUCAUAUGAAGAGACAAUUUGCUGCUACUACUACCCAAAUAUUUUAGCAAACUUGAAAUUGUCUCACAUGUUGCAAAAUCAUUAUGGAGGGAAAUUGUAAAAAAGCCAGUUUUCAAUGGGCAUUUCAAAAGUCGACUUAUUAAGCUACUUUCAAAAUUCUGCUGCCAAAACUCUCGUCUGUGUGGUUCCCCACUGCCAAUUUUUCCCCAAAAACAAUCCAUACAUUCAGGGUCCGCGCAGCGUAUUUUUUAACAGGGGGCUUAUAAGUGAGAUUGUAUUACGAUGAACAACAAAGAAUGUAUGGGAAAGUUUAUCAUCGUAUCCCAUCUGCGCGGCCUCUGACAUUUCGCCCCUUUAGCAAAAAUUAUUUUACCCAGAAUACUGAAUGUACUGUUAUUUUCUAUGUUUGUUUGUUAUUUUAUUGCAGUGGCAAUGGAAGGUUUUUUGUUGUUUUGUUUUGUUGUUAACAAAAGUUGUUUCCCAAAAACUCCAUUUCAAAUCCCACACGCAAUGUCACACGAAGUUUUUUCUGCAACUUUGUUGCGGAAAGUCCUUAAGUGAGCUGUUGUUUUUGUAAAAAUUUUUUUUUUUACUUGACAAGUUGUAAGGGAAGAAAGAUAACGUAUGACCGGACCUUAAACAUUGCUCCAAUCUGAAUGGGCCGUUUUCCAGAUACAAGUUUUCUGUGGAAUUUGAGCGUAAAAAGAAGUAUUUAAUAAUUCGACAUUUUUUUUUACCAAAUUGCCUCAUCUCACGCCCUUUUAACCAUUAUGUAAUUCUUAAAAGCUUUGAAGCUUUAUCGCAAAACAAGAAAAAGUUUCAGGAAAUGAAACAAUGUCGGAACCGCCAUAGCCUCGGUUUCGCGCACAAACCUUACUGGAUCCCCGUCAAGAGACCAUGAUGUCUCUUGUCCCCAUUACGUACAAAACGACCCCGAUAAAUUCGCAAGCUACACGCACGACCAAAUAUCGCUGAUGUGAAAAAAAUACGUAUCACUUUGCGACACUCUUUGCAAAAAAAGUAUGAAAAUAUAGGGUGUAGGCAAGUAUUUAUGUCACGAGUCACGUGACAUUUGAAACAUUUUUAGGUUGACAACCAUUUUAAAAUCACAUGACUUAGCUUUUUUUUCAUUCCCGUGAAUAAGCCUCGCCGUGCCUAAAGGCUUCAAAAAUAAAGUAUAAAAGCAAGCACUGAUUAAAAUAUUGGCUCGCCGAAAGUUUCGCGCCUCGGCGCCUUCAAUGAUAUAUGAUUAUUUAAAUUUUAGUCCCAGUAUUGAAGUCCACGUUAUAAAGAUCUAGUAUUUAAUCAUAUCUUCUAAAAACUCGUCUAACUAGAAUGUCCAUUUUAAAUCGAUUAUGAUAGCUAACUUUUUGUCAUUUAUACCUUGUAUUCUUAUAGUACCGCCAAUGGCAUCGAACUCUUCUAUCGCUCGCGAACUCGAAACACACAAGUUGCGUAGCAACUGCUAAGAUAUCCAGAAACCUUUUGUUUGGCAAUUCUGCUUGCCAGAUAAAGAUUUUAAUAAUUGAAGAGCUAAGAGAUUCAACUUAGAAAUUCAAGAGCAAAUCUUCAAAGAAGAAUUUAUCUCGUUCUAUCUAAAAAGUUGAUUUCUUCGUUUUUAGAACUUUUUAUUUUUCAAACAUUUAGUUGAUAAUUAUAUCGAAAAUUUGCAAUGGAAUCUCUUCUUGCGCCAGUCAAGUGUAUUGUGCAAGAAAGAAAACCAGAUUUGGAUGUUUCUAUCGUAAGGAAAGAUCGCCGUAUCGAAUACAAGGUUGCCCCUCGCAGUGCUAUGGAAGUAAAAGAAGAAAUGAAGCACUGGGGAUGCCCGUCCUCGAAAGUCCGUAAACUAAUUGUAUCCACUAUUGCGUACCAGUCUAGGCCUAAUACAGCUAACGCAAGUCCGACAUCUUCCCCGAGGUACACCUCGACACCAGUCAAGGGACGUGCCCCUUCCUCUGCUCCACCAGCAAGGAGGGCCCCUACGCCUCCAAGCCCCUCUCAACGUGCGCCUAGUGCACAGAGCUAUGCAAGUAGUAGUAGGUCCCAGACUGCCCCGGGCAUGCGAUCCACAGGAACCCAGACCAGUCUUGAGCGUGCCGCCAGCGCGGGACUGGUGCGAGAGAAGCCUCCAGCCCCUGCAAAUAGACCAGCCUCGUCUCGAAGCAGUCACAGCUCUGCAUAUAACGCACGCACUUGCCGUCCGUCGCACAUGUACAUGAACGAGCAUCUACGACAGUCCGCGAAGUUAAACCGACCGCCAAGUCAUGUGCACUCGUGUGACGAGUAUCGAGACCACGAGCGUUCCACGAGAACUCCACGAAGUCUACGAAGAUGGGAUGGGACUGAGGUAGCACUGCCGAAUUUUAUGAAGGGGAACGAGUUUCUAACACACGAUAAACUGGAUAUUGGUCAAAAGCAGUACAUCUGGGGGAUCGCUCGCAUCUACUCCGUAUCUCAUCUGAUGCAACUUAAGCAACGACAGUACCAGAGUCUUCUUGACUACGAGUUUAAUAGACGACUUCAGAACAAUGAGUUGACAGAGCGACAGCGUGCACAUGAAAUGAGAGAAUACAUGCGUUACACUCGCUUCAUCAAGAGAUACGACCAGAGGAUCCCGCGCGCGAAGCAAGCCAGCUCCGCACCAACUCCAUGCGAGGAAGUAUCCCACAUUCACCGCCACGUGAUCAAAGGUUGGACUACCAAUCCUCGCUCGAACGAUGCGUACCGCGGAGACUUGGAGCGAGAUCAAAAAGAAGUGCGAGAUCUUCCAGAUUAUUCUGACUCAUCUCCGGACAAUUCGCCGGACAGGCCGCAAAGACGGACACAUAUUGUAACCGUUAUAAAAGGAGUAGACGAUGAUAAAGAUACAGAGGAAACGGAAACUGGACAUGCAAGACCCGGCUCACCUGACAAAAGUCCACAGGAAGACCAUCUUACAGGUUCCGGACGAAACAGCAUCGCAGGGGACCAUUUAUCGGACGCCGAGGAAAACUAUUUAUAAGGGUCAUCCUUAUCGGAUAGCCCAUAAUAUACAUAGUACAAAUCACGAUAGUUAUGGGUCAAAACUGAAUUGAGAGUAGUUAUUUUUUUAUAAUUGUUGAGAAAUUGUUUAUUGCUGUUUUUUAUAUUCUAUGCUGUGCUAGGUGUAAAACGCUUUGUUUGGAAAGUAAUAUAUUUUAUUAAACAGUCUUUGUCAGCCGCCAUUUUGUCAUUCUAGCAAAGUACCAAUUGUGAAAAGCCAAUCGAUAUUUUCGAUUGAAUUUGGUUAAUAAAAUUUUAAACUUUGUUUUUAGAUGGUUAUUUCGAGAUUUUAUCACAUGAUGUGCCUUCCAAUAUUAAAUAAAAACAACAAAGAUGAGGCUGACAAGGAUCUUUGAGCCUGUCUCAUUGCAGGUCUUAUAUACUGUGAAAGUAGCAUUCUCUAAACCAGUGGUUACAAUGAUACUUUCAAGUGAAUGUUAAAAAGGUAUAAAACAAAGUUAGAAUAAUUUGCUUAAUUUUUAGGGUGUGAACAUGACGCUGUUUAAAUCAAUAAAAUUUCAGCUAUUCUU